AUGGCUCCGCCGCAGGACGAACCUUUCUCAGAGGACGAGCAGUCCGAAAGCCCCUAUUCAUCAGACUUUGACUCCGAUGAUGCCUCAACAACACAGAAGAAGCCCGUAAUUGCGGUGCAAGACAAGGACUCUGACGAAGAAGACCUGGAACGAUUGGUUUUCGGCAGCAAAGUCAGCUUCGGAGACAGUCUCUUCAAGAACAAUGCGCUGUUUGGGGCUUCGGACGAGAAGGAUGGCAACGAAUUGGUAUUGGCCGACGAGGAGGACGCAGGACUGGAAGAUAUCGACGAUAUGGACCUGUUCAUGAUUGACACUGCCCCCAGCGGCGCGGCGCCUCAAGCUUCGGCCACUGCGCCGGCCAAGAAGAAGGGCGAAGGCGAGCCGGCAGCCUGGGAGGACAGCGACGACGACCGACUGGGAAUCUCGCUCGCGAAUCACACACGACUGCGAAAACUGCGACUCACCGAGGCCGAAGACGUCGUGAGCGGCACAGAGUACAGCGCAAGACUCCGACAGCGCUACCUCCAACUCCAUCCCGUGCCUGCGUGGGCCAAGGAAGCAUCAGACGGCCGUCCUACCAAGAGGCGGCGGCGCUCAUCUGCCUCCUCCGGCUCAUCAGCCGAGAGCGGCAACGAGUCCGACAGCGACGUGUCUGCCCAGCCGUUGGAAGAAUUCCUGCGAGACGUCAGAAGCCUCUCCGGCGCGGGCGGUCCGUCGAAGCGGCGGCUUAGCCCAGAAGUCAUCGACAUCCAGCGGACGCGCGAAAUCUCCGACAAGCACCUUGCGCCUGUGGAAUGCCUGUCCUUCCACCCCGAGUACCCGGUCCUGCUGUCGGCCAGUACUGCCUCGGUGCUCUACUUACAUCACAUUGCGCCUGACGCAUAUCCGGUGCCGAACCCGCGAUUGACGUCUGUGCAGGUCAAGGGCGUCGACGUCAGGAAAGCCGAAUUCUUAUACCCCGGCGGCGACAAGAUCUUUAUCGGUGGGCGAAGAAAAUACUUCCACCACUGGGAUCUCAAAACUGGCGUUGUGCAGAAGACGUCGCAGAUUCAGGGCCACCAGCUAGAGCACAAGACGAUGGAGAGAUUCAAGCUGAGCCCUUGCGGCAGAUACAUGGGCAUCAUUGGCUCGUCGCGCAAAGGCGGCGGCAUCGUCAACAUUCUCAACGUCGGUUCCCUGCAGUGGAUCGCCACGGCCAGACUGUCCAGCAGACACGGCAUCGCAGAUUUCGCGUGGUGGAGCACCGGAAACGGCAUUACUGUCCUAGGAAAAGACGGCCAAGUCGGCGAAUACAGCGUCGAGAGCAGGAGCUUCGUCGGCAUCUGGCGCGACGACGGCUGCGUUGGCGGCAUCGUCAUCGGCCUCGGCGGCCACCAGGGCCCCGAACUCAUCGGCGAGGACCGCUGGGUGGCCAUUGGCUCCAACUCCGGCAUCACAAAUAUCUACGACCGAGCCACGCUGCUCACCAUGGACGGCGACAAGAACAUCACAGUCAAGGAGACGCCCACCCCGACGCGCGUGUUUGAGCAGCUCGUCACGCCCAUCACUGUGCUCACCUUCUCCCCCGACGGCCAGCUCCUCGCAUUCGGCAGCAGGGAUAAGAAGGACGCCCUGCGGCUGGUACAUCUGCCGAGCUGCACCGUGUACAGGAACUGGCCGACGGCGCAGACUCCGUUGGGGAGAAUAACGACGGUGGCGUUUGGAAGGGGGAGCGACUUGUUGGCGGUGGGUAAUGACGCGGGUAAAAUUAGAAUGUGGGAGAUUAGGAAUUAG
Molecule: messenger RNA, 1773 nt
Organism: Trichoderma atroviride IMI 206040
Lineage: Eukaryota; Fungi; Ascomycota; Sordariomycetes; Hypocreales; Hypocreaceae
Biological process (GO): rRNA processing
Cellular component (GO): small-subunit processome; Pwp2p-containing subcomplex of 90S preribosome
Molecular function (GO): protein binding
Source: RefSeq, a predicted model, not a curated record